UGCUACGCUUUAUAGUGUUGAGGAACAGGGCAUUGGUUUAUUUAAAGUUUUUAACGAAAAUCGUGAUCAUAUAGUAUAUCGUACUGAGAUAGAAUUAGUAUGCCAUUGUGAUUAUGGCUUACAAUUUUUUUUACCCUACUAUCAUAUUAUUGCUGUUCAUCUUACUUGUAAAGAAUCUCUAGGAGUUAAUUAUAUUGGCACUUGUUGGAUUAUUCCAGCAACAGACACAAAUAAUGUAAUACAACCUGAAGAGCCAUAUGAUAUUAAUAAUAAUGAAAACUCUUCAACUACUGUAUUGUCUUCUUCAAACUAUGAUACUUGUGAAAUUCAAAUUAGCAAACAAUCAACAUUUAAAAGUACAGCUAAUUUAAUUAAGAAAAUUGAAGCAAUUGCCAAUAGGGUUGGUCAUGUUGAAAUUAACAAUUGUCUCUCUCUUUUCAUUGAGAAGUUGAAUAACCAAUAUCCCUUACAACAAGCCAAUAUUGGUGAUCCUACAAAUAUUAAGACAAAAGAAAGACCAAGUAAUACAAAACGUAAAAAAACUGGUGCUGAACAUUCUACCAAAAAGACAUAU
Messenger RNA from Racocetra persica, 574 nucleotides. Lineage: Eukaryota; Fungi; Glomeromycota; Glomeromycetes; Diversisporales; Gigasporaceae. The record is from the annotation of a GenBank genome assembly.